Molecule: messenger RNA, 522 nt
Organism: Paramecium sonneborni
Lineage: Eukaryota; Ciliophora; Oligohymenophorea; Peniculida; Parameciidae
Source: the annotation of a GenBank genome assembly
AUGUAAGGAAAUAAAAGAGUUAAGUUCAAAGAAAUAGUUGAAAAACAUUUUGUUGAUUCAUUACCUUUGUUUAUGGAUUUCAUUAUGGUGUCAAUUCAAUUAAAAGAGUUCGAUCUUGAAUACUUUACAAAUGGAUUAUUAUUACAGAUAGAAAUAAAUAAUAAUAAAUUAAUUGUAAUAAUUGGAUUGUUUACAUUUGUAGGAUUAUAAUCAUUUUUAUUUUUGUAAGAAGAAGAUUUAAAUGAUGAAUCAGUUUUAUUUUAUAGAUGGAUAAAUAGCUUCCAUUUACAGAUAGGAGAGUAAGAUUAUUUGCAUAUGAUCUAAAAAUAAAUUAAUGAUAAAUUAUUAGCAAGAGUUGGAGCUGAUGAUUUAUAUUUUAGUUUUAAGAUCAAUUAUAGUAAUAAGAAAAAUUAGGAUUAAAAAUAUGCUAGAAUCAUAAUGAUUUUUGAAAGUGAUUAAAAAAGUGGAUCACAUCAUAUAAAACAAUUUUUGAAUAAAUUAAGAUAGAAUUGGAAAUGUUGA